Chroicocephalus ridibundus (black-headed gull) is the source of this 3741-nucleotide messenger RNA. It is a transcript of the gene USP45, whose product is annotated as ubiquitin specific peptidase 45. NCBI's taxonomy places the organism in Eukaryota, Metazoa, Chordata, Aves, Charadriiformes, Laridae. The record is from RefSeq and is a predicted model, not a curated record. Bases 139 to 2703 code for a protein of 854 amino acids. Gene Ontology annotation, biological process: protein deubiquitination. Gene Ontology annotation, molecular function: zinc ion binding; cysteine-type deubiquitinase activity. The transcript has 19 exons.
AGCCGAGCCGGGGGGACCGCGGAGCCUCGGCGCGGCGGCCGCGGCUGGAGGGCCGAGCCGGGCAGGGCCGAGCCGGGCCGCCCCGCCAUGGCGGCGUCCGGGCCCGCGGCCCGCGGGGGAGCCAGCAGUAAGUAACAGAUGCGGGUGAAAGAUCCAUCAAGAGCCAACCCCGAGAAAGCAAAGAGAAGCAAAAGGCCUAACAGGCCGCAGGAUGAGGACUCCUCAGAUGAUAUUUCAGGCUUAACCUGCCAGCACGUGAGCCAAGCGGUGGAUGUGCAUCAUGUGAAGAGAGCGGUAGCUCAGAGCGUCUGGUCAAUAUGCGCAGAAUGUCUGAAGGAGAGGCGGAUGAGUGAUGGUGAGCCCGUGGCACCUUCAGACAUCUGGCUGUGUCUCAAAUGCGGCUCUCAGGGAUGUAGUAAGAACUCGGAAGGCCAGCAUUCUCUGAAACACUUCCAGACAGCACGCACAGAUCCUCAUUGCAUUGUUAUCAACCUCAGCACGUGGAUCAUAUGGUGUUACGAAUGUGAUGAAGAACUGUCAACACACUGCAACAAAAAGGUUUUGGCUCAGAUAGUUGACUUUCUUCAAAAACAUGGUUCCAGGGCUGAACCAAGUUCGUCAAAAAUCAUACGACUCCGUGAAGAAAACAAUGAAACAAGUGAGAUACUGAAAGGAAAAAGUUCUGGUAAUGGUGCAUCAGUUCCAGUUAAAGGAAUAAAUAAUUUAGGAAAUACGUGCUUUUUUAAUGCUGUCAUGCAGAACUUGGCACAGACUCACAUACUAAAUGAACUGAUGUAUGAGAUGAAGGAGAAAGGAACAAAGUUAAAAAUCUGUCAUACUUCAGACUCCCAAUUGGAUCCUUUGGUGGUAAACCUCUCUAGCCCAGGACCCUUGACUUCGGCGAUGUUCUUAUUCCUUCACAGCAUGAGGGAAGCUGGAAAAGGUCCGCUUUCUCCGAAAGUGCUGUUUAGCCAGCUUUGUCAAAAGGCUCCUCGAUUUAAGGGGUUCCAGCAGCAAGACAGCCAGGAGCUUCUGCACUAUCUGUUGGAUGCAAUGAGGAUUGAAGAAACAAAGCGUAUACAAACUGGUAUCUUAAAAGCAUUUAAUAAUCCAACUACUAAGACGGCAGAUGAAGAAACUAGAAGAAAAGUCAAAGCAUAUGGAAGAGAGGGUGUGAAGAUGAACUUCAUAGAUAGGAUCUUUGUUGGUGAAUUGACUAGCACUGUCAUGUGUGAGGAAUGUGAAAAUGGGAACCCCUCUUGGAACAUCGCUCAUCAGGCAGUCAUUCUUGUUACAGUAGUUUUGAUCUCAUUUAUUGCUUUACUGGAACCCAAAUCAUGGCGAGUCCCUGCACAACAGAUUUCAACAGUAAAAGAACCUUUCAUUGAUCUUUCACUUCCUAUAAUAGAGGAGAGGGUUGCAAAACCUGUGCCUUUGGGAAGAACAGGUAAAGGUAAAAGCGUACAAGAGGCAGAUCUUGCUCAGUAUAACUGUUCUUCUAUCACUGCACUGAAUAAUCAACCCAAAGUUGUCAAGAAACACACUUUAACAAAAGAUAAGAAUCAAUUGAACCAGGAGAGACGGCUUGCCAGAAAAGCCGCCUCUAAUGAAGAGGAAAGAAGUCCCAUUAUCAUGCAGGAAAAAACCAAAAAGCUUGAGCUGGAAGGUAGCUCUGGCGUCCUGUACUCCAAAGACGCGAGCGCUGACUCUGCCGUAAAUGGAAGUCAGACGGAAGGCAGUGAGAAGGAAGCCAGCCGCUCGGAAAGCAGCUUCGAUGCAGACAGUGAAGCCUCAGAAAGCGAAAGUGCUUCCAAGCAAACAGCGUUCAGCCUGUCCAGCAACGUGUCUGGUUUGCACGUCAACCAUGGAAAUGCUAAAAUGCCGCCCAACAAACCAAGUGAUGGUAACGAUGAGAUGAUUUCCAGUGCCAUAUCCAAACUCAGUUUCUGCGAUACUAUAAAUGAAGAUAAAAAAAUGAGCCGCGGGGAUUCAGCAUUAGGUUUAUCGAAUAAUUCCGUGUUCUCAGUAGACAAAUCCCCGCCGUCCCAAAACCCUCAAAACGCUUUUCAGACGCUUUCCCAAAGCUACAUAACUAGCUCAAAGGAAUGUUCUGUUCAGUCCUGCCUUUACCAGUUCACCUCUGUAGAGCUCCUAAUGGGGAACAACAAGCUUCUAUGUGAGAGCUGCACGGAAAGGAAACAGAAGUAUCAGAAGAAAACAAACUCCACAGAAAAGAAAAUGGACGGUGUCUACACAAAUGCCCGGAAACAGCUGCUGAUUUCUUCAGUUCCUGCUAUUCUUAUUCUCCAUCUGAAAAGAUUCCACCAGGCUGGUUUGAGUCUACGGAAAGUAAAUAGGCAUGUGGAUUUCCCCCUGAUUUUAGACUUGGCACCAUUUUGUUCCGCAUCUUGUAAGAACGUUAUGGAUGGUUCAAGAGUGCUGUACAGCCUUUACGGAAUAGUGGAGCACAGUGGGUCCAUGAGAGGUGGUCAUUAUGCGGCGUAUGUGAAAGUCAGGACACCCUCCAAGAAAUUACUGGAGCAUAUUUCUACCACUAAAAGUGUUCUGGGUUUAAAAGAAGCCAUGGGCGCAUCAGGAGGACAGUGGGUGUAUGUUAGUGAUGCUCACGUUCAGAUGGUUCCAGAGUCAAGAGUACUAAAUGCACAAGCAUAUCUACUUUUUUAUGAAAGACUAUUACUAUAAUUCACAACAGUUUAAUUUAAAAGAUGGUCGUGGUUAUUUAGUUUAUCUUAUUUAAAGCUGCAGUGGUAAGAGUACCUGUAAAUAUUGUGCCUUUAUCUUGUAGAGAAUUUAUCAUAUGUUGACUCUGAAGUUCAGUCACGCUAUUAUAAAUAUCUGGAUGGUUCUCUUAAAGUAUGCACUUUGCCAAACAUUUAAAAUUCCUGGAUACAUUAAAAUACAGUACCGUUAGAAUGUAAAAUGAUGUCCUAUCCUCUUGAGGUCUAUGGAAAGUUUGUUCUUUAUUUUAAUAAACUUUCACCCGUAGUUCUAAAACAGUUGAGAAUAAAAAUACUGAUAGCGUUAAGUGCCUGGAUUUGCUGGUGUACGGUAAGAAUAUAAAAUAUUUCAACUUUUUGUGAUCUAGUCCAGAUCCUUCCCGUCACUGGGUUGGAUGUCAGCUGUUAAGACUUCUGCAGACAAGAACCUGUCUAAUCGUGUCACUUCCGUGUAGUAAUGGGAAAGCACAGUGCUUCCAGGAUGGAGUAACAGCAGCUGGCUCUGGGUGAUGCUGCAGCGCUCUUCCCCGAGAGACUGGGGAAUAGAUUGGGGAGAACGUGGCUUCCACAAAGUGACAGUGAAUCCUCGGAUACCCAGUACCCUGUCGGCUGUCUCCAACUGGCACCGGUAUAGCAAUGUACUCCUGUUUUCAUAUAAAUAUAUAUUGGUGUGCAUAUGUAUAUCCUCUGAGAUACAUACGCACGCACACACACACACACACACACACACGUGUGUGCGUGCAUGUAUAUAUAUAUGCACACCGUAAAUCUAUCAAUAUAUAUUGUCAUUUUACCUACUAGGAAAGAGAAUUGCAAAUACUUCUGUAUUUAGUAAAUUUUCAACUUCAUAAUUAUGACACUGUACAGUAUAUAAGCUUGUGUAUGAGUAUGUGUGGGGUUUAAGUGUAAUUGGGUAAUUCUGUUACUUUUGGUUCUAAACAUGAAUUUGUUUAUCUGUUCCUGAAUACUUUUCUCACAGGAGUAAUAAACUAUAAAUUAUUUU